AUUCUCUCUCUUUCUCUCUGGCAAACACGUCUCCACCUCAACUUCAAACCCAUACUUUUAGUUCAUACCCACAGAAGUUUCACUCGAUUUUACUAGUCUUCGGUUUCAUUCAUUCAUUCAUCUGUUCUUCGACUGCAUCAAAUUUAUUGCUUGACAGUUUCCAGCACUUUCUCUUUGAAUUUUCGAUAUCCCAAAGCGUUUCUUUUUGUUUUAAUUAUCGACAAGUCUGCCUGAGAGAUGGGCCGCCGAGAGGUCGCCGCCGUCUCUUCUCCCAUUACCGCUGAAUCUACCUUCCGCAAGCUCGACGAUGUCUUCUUACAGACUCAGACGAGAAUUUGGCUUGGUGAAGUUCUCAAUGUGAGAUUAUUGAAUGAGGAGCUGCACAUUUCUGAAUUACUAGCUGAUGGAGAACUACUGUACGAGGUGUCCAAAGUACUAUGGGAUAUGUUGUUGGCAAAGUUUGCGGAGCUCAGACUUCUAAAAUAUAAACCACUUCAUUCCCAGAAAAGCAGCGGAAGGUUCAGGCCAUAUACUAAUGUUGACUCUUUUCUAAAGAUAUGCAAGAUCUUGGGAUUGAAUAGUAUCGAUCUCUUCUCCCCGUCAGAUGUUGUUGAAAAAAGAAAUAUUCGAAAGGUCUGCAUUUGCAUAAGAACACUCUCAAAGAAGGCCAGGUCAAAGCAUUUAAAGGUUCCCGACUUUGAUAUGGUAUCAUAUAACGUAGCCAUGCCCAAAGAUAUGGUGGGUUGCAUCAGAAGAAGCUUGGAAACAUCACAACCUAGCUUUUCAAGCUCCUCCAGUAACUGUUCAUAUAACAAUGAUCAAGGACCACGAAUGACGCAGAAAAAUUUAACUGAAUCUGGUGAUAAAAACUAUGAUUCUUGUUCAGAAGAAUCUGAUGAAGCCGAGAGCAAGUACACUGGAAAAGAUCCUUGUUGCUCCUCUACACAUGAUGUUAAAGAUUUUGAGAGUUCACCUGGAGCAGAGAGCAGCACAAAGCCAAGAACUUUUGACUCUCACAUAUGUUACGACCAGCAAGAAGGAAACUACAUAUCGGAUUAUCUAGCAUUUUCAGACUCAGUUAUUUGUGGGACUAGGGGAAAUGGCCCUGUGUUGCUGGAAGGGGAAGACUAUAAUAUUUUUAACUUCUUUACGGGUAAAGAUUCUCAUAUAGAGUCUGAUGAUAUGGAAGAUCUGGAGGUAUCGUCCACUACCAGCAUGAGUUCUUUACUAGGAAGGGUGCUUAAUCUGGAAUUUGAUGACCACUUUGACUUAGAUAGUUCUUUAGAUUCAGAUGCCCAACACGAUGAGUUGCUGAAAUCAGACCAUUUAGGUUUGCCAUCUGAGGGUAUUUUGCAGUGUCAGGAUGACGAAUGCAAUGAAAAAUGUGGAGAAGAGGAUGUCAAUGCUGCAAAAAUGAAUCAUAAAUCAUGCCUUGGUGAUUUUCAGAGUCUGGAAAACGGUAGUAUCAGUCAGAGGUUUGUCACUCCUUCAAUUUCUUGUGAAGCUGUAGAAGAGCAGCAACAUUCACUCUCUCUUGUCAAAGAAUCACAAGAUGAUGAUGCAUCUGGACUUCCUCAGACUAAUGAGGUGGACAGAAAGCAUGAAGAUUCUCUGGCAGAGAAUGUUUCAGAUGAGAAAGACAAUACAGAUGUUGGAGUGCCCAAGGAAAAGGCAAACCGGAUUCCAUUCCUGCUGAAUACUGUGGCUGGUGGAACUGCAAUUUUUGGUGUUGUGUUUCUGCUGCUUCAUCUCAGAAGAGGCGGAGCGAACAAUAGCGAUGCAAAGAAGAAAGCACCUGAAAACAAGAAGAAGGUUAAAGGCAGAGAGAUCUCAUACAGGGAUGGACACAACAAUGGAAAAUAUAGUGGUAGAGAUAGAAUCUAUCCUGCAGAAAAACUCAAGUUCAAGAACUAGCUACCUAUUCUUCUCUCAUUAAAUUCCCACACACUUUGAUAUAGCAUCCACUACACUACCAUUGUUGUACGCAGACAAUCUAUUA
Molecule: messenger RNA, 1999 nt
Organism: Cuscuta campestris
Lineage: Eukaryota; Viridiplantae; Streptophyta; Magnoliopsida; Solanales; Convolvulaceae
Source: the annotation of a GenBank genome assembly